This is a messenger RNA of Wallemia ichthyophaga EXF-994, 1065 nucleotides long. RefSeq lists its product as uncharacterized. The transcript has a single exon. Lineage: Eukaryota; Fungi; Basidiomycota; Wallemiomycetes; Wallemiales; Wallemiaceae. The record is from RefSeq and is a predicted model, not a curated record. The coding region runs from base 1 to 1065 and encodes 354 amino acids.
AUGAGAUCUUCUGAGGAGAGAGAGCAGCAACAACAACAGCAACAGCAACAACCACACACAACACCCACCACCACUCCAAUCUCAGCCACUAAAAAGAAAGAUCGGAAGCCAAUCAUCAAUUGGCUGAGUAAACGCCUUGGUAGACGCUCUUCCACUAAUGUUCCCCCUGCCCCCGGUUUUGCUUACGAUUACGAGCUACACGAUACGCCAAAGCCAUCUUCUAAGCGCAGGUCCACUCUCAAUGGCGUCGUCAACCACACCUCAUUCUCCACUAUCAAGCGAUCAAAUUACCCAGAAUCUUCAAUCGGCCCACACAACGGCGCAGACGAUGACGCAAGCUUAAAACCCCUCAAUAGCAAGAAGUCCAUCAGCUUCACUUCCAACUCCAUUGACAGCGAUCCAGAUACUCAUUCUCAUUCCACUCUUAACACCGAUCAUCCAGACAACGACGACGACGACAACGAAUCGAAUACUUUUAUUUCUAAAGCCAGUACUAAGCCAACUACUCUGCUAUCCAUCGAUCCACACGAUAGAUCCUCUUUAGAAUCUCAUCAAGUCGCUCAAAUCGCCCAGGCUUCUCCGUCUUCUCCUCAUUUUAAUCCGAACUCCUCUUACAACUCUCACAACGCCCAGAUCUCUUACAACACCCCUCCCACGUACACACGUCCUCAACUACACAACAAUCCACGUCCUCUCUCUCCCCCUAAUGACGACGCUUCAAUCAUGACUCUCGCUUCUUCAAACGCUGGAAGAAUUUACCACAAUGACAACUCAAAUUCUAUCACUAAAUCUAGCCUGCACUCCUCACUCAAACUCGAUGACGACGAAUUCUCCACUAGAGCUCUGGCACCUAACAGUCGCCGAGAAAGUUUCGAUUCAAACACCACUCAAUCUCUCCGUAGCUACAACAUUGGCACUAGUCCGCUCAAUCCUAUCCGCAGUCCUGAUUUAGUUUACAAUAAUCCUGCUUCUAAUUAUAAGAAGAGCUCUACUACUAUUGCUACCACUGCUGCUAGUUUCAUCACAGCCUCUGAGAGGAGGCAGUCGAUCGAUUCUGCUAGUUAG